Messenger RNA from Pomacea canaliculata, 3499 nucleotides. Its product is annotated as helicase with zinc finger domain 2-like. The record is from RefSeq and is a predicted model, not a curated record. Gene Ontology annotation, cellular component: exosome (RNase complex); P-body. Bases 721 to 2838 code for a protein of 705 amino acids. Gene Ontology annotation, molecular function: 3'-5'-RNA exonuclease activity; RNA binding. The transcript is spliced from 5 exons. Gene Ontology annotation, biological process: mRNA catabolic process. Lineage: Eukaryota; Metazoa; Mollusca; Gastropoda; Architaenioglossa; Ampullariidae.
AGGGACAUUCAGAGCAUAACAAGGAAUUUCAUAGACUUAUAACCCGAGGAGUGAAAGUCGAAGAUCUUCCAAAGCAAUAUGUGGCUAGGUACAAUACUGUAUAUGCCAAGCUGCUUAGCAGCUGUCGCCAAUAUACAAAUGCUCUUGACAGGGCAAGAGAUGCACUGAGCGACUCAAAGGAUGAAGAGGAAAGAAAAGAAAUUGAACAGCUAGUCUCACAGCUCGAAUCAAACAUCUCAGAAAUCCAGGAUGAAGACAUAGAAAGUGAGAUUGAUGAACAAUGGCUUACUGACACGAACAUUGCAACGUCAGAAUUGUCUGCCCGUCAGGCUGAUGAUGCUCGACAUCGCCACAGACCACCUCCAAACACAGAAGGAGAAGACGAUCGUCGAUUACACACGCUCUUCGAAGUCAAUCCCUCGAAAGAGUGCCUGUGAGGGCCAGUGUUAGACAACAAGCAACAGAUAGUCGUCUUGGAACUCGUUCUUUGCGGGCGUCAGCAAUGACACAGAGAUUCAAUGAAAGCACCCCUGAUUUAAGACUCGUCGGCAGCCUUGUGGACACCUCUGAUAAUGACUCAUCAACACCUGAGCCUCCUACUUACAGCAGUGAAUCUGAGACAGAGGAUGACGAAGAGACGAAACAAAUCAGAUUAUCAGAUAUGACGACGAUGACGAAGAACCAGCUGACGAAUUGUCAGAGGAAACGGUCUCAACAGUGAUGGAUGACGAGAAAGAAUGGUUUGAGAAGAGCGUGGAAGGACUUGAAAGUGUAGAGGAGAACUUUAGUUCAGAGAACGAUGUCGAGCUCUCGCCACAACAAAAGGAACUUUUCGAGAAAGACUCGGACAGAAAUAGUUUCUAUUAUCCUUUACACAAAGACGCUGAUUAUCUGGAUGCACUAGUGAAGUCAAAUCCUGAUAAAUACAAACGAUGUCAGCUGAAAAUCGAGUUUUCGCACAAGUCUGUCGCUAGGGUUCUAGACAAGGGCAGCAAGUUCUCUGAAAUUCUCAUCUGUGGAAGAUCAAAGUGCGGACAAACUUACAUGGAUGAUGAGGUCGUGGUGGAAGUCCUGGCAGAACCAGGACAAGCCCGCGAACUACAGACGAACGAAACACCUGGUCAGGAAGAACAGGAAGAUGUGGAGAAGAUGGCUCAUGGGUGUGUCGUGGGUAUGUACCCAUCAAGAAGAAUGCGGUUUAAAGAUGUGGAACAUCCAGUCCUGACCUGUACACUGGACGAAAUCGAAAGUCAUCUCAUGAAACCCCUGUGUAAAACUGUUCCCAAAAUUCAUGUCAUGAACGACAAGGUAAAAGAAAAAUAUCCAGCACUGACCAAACAUCGCGUGGAGAUUAAACAGAUAGUGAAUGGCAAAGUGGAGUUCAAACAGUUUCUGAACGUUGAUCCCGAUAAACGAGAGCAGUACGUCUUCAAAGUGGUCAUCUUGUCUUGGAGAAUGCAAAGCAUUUACCCACUUGGUGCGAUUCUGGAGGCUUGUAUUGGAGGCAGAGACUUUGCAAGCGGGCUUCAAGUGCUUACAAUGCAACACAGUGUGCCUGGUGUCUACCCAAGACAAGUGAUUCGUGAAACACAAGCGCUAAAACUUGAAGACUUCCCACAAAGGACUGAAAGACUCGACCUCACGUCAAGAAGAGUUUUCACCAUUGACCCACCAGGUUCACAGGAUUUGGAUGACGCGCUCAGUAUAUGGAAAACAAAAAGUGGAUUUAUCGUGGGAAUUCAUAUUGCUGAUGUGGCAUCGUUUGUGAAAGUGGGGACGGCAGUUGAUGAAGAAGCGAAACGAAGGGCCUUCACUUUCUAUCCAGGUCGACGAAAACCACGACCGAUGUUUCCAGAGCCACUCAGUCACGGAGUACUCAGUCUCCUUCCUGGACAAGAACGUCUCGCCUUGUCUGUUUUCUUUUGCUUUGACAAGAAAGGAAGUCUAAAUAUGGACGAGGAGCCACGAGUUAAGAAAACAAUAAUAAAGUCAACACGACAGUUCUCGUAUGAGGAGAUACAAAAGGUAAUUGAUGGAGAUCAACAAAUUGAUGUCGACCAAGAUACUCGCAAGGACGUUCUGGAUCUUCACAUGAUUGCGUCUCAACUGAGAGAGGCACGAAUAGGGAAAGGAGGUCUGUUCGUUCCUUUUGAAGAUCCUCGUUUACAUGAUAUAGACAAUGUUGCUGACAGUCUCCAGGCUCACUCUCUUGUUGAGGAGUUCAUGGUUUUAACCAACAAAUCAGUCGCUAAGAGACUAAGACAAAAGUUUCCACAUGUGAUGAUCUUACGAUCACAUAAGCCACCAACUUAUGAACAGUUAGCAGAAUGGAGAGAGAAGGAAGGAAACAUAGCAAAUCUCGUAAUUCAACUGCAAGGCAAGAAAACAAGUCCUUCAACCAAGUUGUCUGUAUCAGCUGGUGUCCAGGGACAUGACAUGUUUCCCCAGAACAGACACGUCAUCGUCCAGGAACACUUGUAUCACAGGAUAUGUGAAUGUCUGGAGGAGGAAAACUUGGAUGAGGCUCGCAGACUUCUUUUUAUGGACUCCUUGCAUCCACUACAGUGUCUUGCAUACCAGCACUGGAUGGAGAUGAUGGAAACAGCCGAGUACAAAUGUUCUCACGGUCUAAACCAGCCUGACCACUACCACUUUGGCCUUGACAUUGAGUACUACACACAUUUCACGUCUCCUAUCAGGAGGUACGUUGACCUGCAUGUCCAUCGUCUCCUACACGCUGACUUGGAUGGCAAGGCACCAAACUGCAAGGCUGAAGAUGUUGUGCGGCUGUGUCAGCACCUAAAUAAUGUGAAUGCCAGACAGAAGGCUUUUAGCUAGAGGAUGUAGGGCUCUUGCUAUUGCCGAGAAACUGCAGACCAAUCCGCUUGUAUUCCGAGCAUUUGUGGAUAAUGUGGACAGUGAACAGCUUACCUUCUGUUUGCCUUCACUUCUCUCUGUCUCCGACCGAAGACAAGAGGUUCCUUUCAGCGCGCUUGGAGUUAGCAGCCAGCCCGAAGUUAUCACUGACACUAUACAGAAAAAAGAUAUGGCGACUGUGCGCUGGGGGAUGAGAGUUUACAACGAGCACGGCACGUGUUCUAGAGAACUGGUUAUCAAGAGAAAAUACGUAGAAGAAGAAGCUCGCACAAAAAUAUACCUUUGUCAGUUCCUCUUGAAUCCCUAUAAACCCUAAUCAACUGACUGUCAUUGUUGGCCAAAAGAGUGGGCAGACAUGUUGCGGAUGCUGAUACAUCAAAAUCCCUCUGCGCCGCCUGAUAUACCAGCCGUCAUUGAGAGAGUCCGAUCAGAAGUUGACCACAUCUCAGCUGAGAACGGAGAUGGUACUGUAUCAGUGCGCCGGUUUCGCUUUCAGCAUGACUUUCUCUCCUGGCCAGGUUAUUCCAGUCCAGAUGUCAGCUGAGCCAAAGAAAGGGCUUCUCAAACCUCGUGUGGAGCUUGUCCAGAUCACUCGCAAUGCCAACAUCUGCAUACAUCACAU